AUGGCGUCAAAAUGGUCACACAGCCCUUUAUCUACGCAAAGUCAACUUGGCGAUAUCGGAUUCGAUUAUCGUGAUCUCGACCAUGCCCCGGCAACCUCACAAGGUACUUUCCUCAAGGGCUCAAAGGAGGGCGUGGAACCCUUAGAGGAGUAUCAAGAAGGCGGCUAUCACCCAGUCCACCUUGGAGAUGUGCUUGGCCCAUCGGAUCGCUAUCGAGCCAUCCAUAAACUCGGUCAUGGAGGUUUUGGGACUGUGUGGCUUUGUCGAGACUCGGUAGAAACCCGUUAUGUUGCCCUCAAGGUCGUGGCCAGUGAUCUGAAGUCCGACGAGAUUCUUGACUUCAGCUUGGCGGAGCUUGAUCAAUCAAUGCCAGGCGCCCAGUUCAUCGCGACUCCACUCGAUUCAUUCUCCGUUUAUGGCCCAAAUGGGACCCAUCAGUGUCUGACACUGCCACCACUUGGCCCUUGUGUUUCGCCUCGUUUAAGGAUGAUAUUGGAGGACCCUGCUGCUGUCCUGCGGAAAUUCGCCCAUCAGACUACGCAGGCGUUAGCCUUUUUGCACAAGAAUCAGAUCUGUCAUGGAGACUUUCGCCCAUCUAAUAUUUUAGUCAAGCUGGGCAACCUGGAUCACCUCUCUGAGGAUGAGCUCCUCUCUCUGAUAGGGCACCCUGAGGAAGUCCGAGUGCAGACGGAAUCAGGAGAAGAGCUCCCAGCAUCUAGCCCUAGAUACCUUGUGCAGCCUGCAGACAUCUCCCGCCUCGGGAAUGAAUUCCUAACUGAGGAGAUUUGUGUCAUUGACUUUGGCGAGUCUUUCAAGUUCUCAUCACCACCAGAGGACCUUGGUAUUCCAGAGAACUACCUGCCACCAGAGAUCCUUCUUGAACAGCCUGAUAUGAUUGGUCCGGCCUGCGAUCUUUGGGCUCUUGGCUGUACACUGUUCGAAAUUAGAGAACAGCUCCCUCUAUUCUACAUGAUCUAUGACAAGGAUGAGUUACUGGCAGAGAUGGUGAGGUUCUUCGGUAAACUCCCAGAAGAUUGGUGGGCGAAAUGGGAGGCGCGGGAGGAAUACUUUGACGCGAAUGGAAAGUGGCUUCGGGAAGAAGACUGGUCCCUUGAAGCGGCGCUGAGCAAACCAAUCGAGAUCUUCGAAUCGGGCGAGAAGUACAAAGAGGGACCGAUCAAGUCAUUACAGACACCUGAGGCCGAACAGAAGUUGAUGGCGGAUCUUCUGUAUAGGUUGUUCAAGUAUGGUCCUAAAGAACGGAUUAGUGCAGAAGACGUUCUUGGACAUGAAUGGUUUAGACUAUAG
Messenger RNA from Fusarium tjaetaba, 1308 nucleotides. Its product is annotated as CMGC kinase. The transcript is spliced from 2 exons. Bases 1 to 1308 code for a protein of 435 amino acids. Gene Ontology annotation, biological process: protein phosphorylation. Gene Ontology annotation, molecular function: protein kinase activity; ATP binding. NCBI's taxonomy places the organism in Eukaryota, Fungi, Ascomycota, Sordariomycetes, Hypocreales, Nectriaceae. The record is from RefSeq and is a predicted model, not a curated record.